AUGGAGGUGACUCGCAAGAAUUUCAAAGAAAGUCUCCCUCUUAUAAGCGAGUCGAUAGACAAGGCUGAUUUCCUAGUAAUAGACACAGAAUUCACUGGUCUUAUAAACGGUCGCGAUGUUUCUAUAUUUGAUUCACCCCAGGAGUAUUACACUACAUUGCUUAAUGGAUCUACGGAGUUCUUGUUGAUACAGUAUGGAUUGUGUGCUUUCUAUUGGAACGAAAAGGAAAAUCAGUAUAUGAAUGAUGCAUACAAUUUCUACUUGUUUCCCCGUGGACGGCCUGGGCCUGAAAAAAUGUUUCUUUGUCAAAGUUCCAGUUUGGACUUUUUGGCUUCACAAGGUUUUGACUUUAAUAAACUUAUAAAAGAAGGUAUAUCCUACAUGACGGAGCCAACCGAAUCUCGGUUACGCGACAAUCUGACAGAGCGACAGAAAUCAUACAGUUACGCUGAGAAGGAUGCCAUAACCAUACCAGAUGAAAACAAACAACAAAUAGAGGACAUAUGCAAAAAGGUGCGGGCUUUCCUGGAUGAGAAGAAGUUGGAUGAGAUGGAGAUUGAUCGUUGCAAUGCUUACAUCAGACGUUUACUGUUCCAAGAGCUGGGUGCAAGGUUUAAAAACGAGGUGUUUAUUGAAACCAAGAUAUUGGAAAACAAAAGCAGGGUUCUUAAAGUCACUCGGAUAACGUCAAAGAACGAAGGGAUAGACAGGGACGCGCAGAAGAAAGUGAAAGAGUGGGAAGAGUUCGAAGACGCCGUCGGCUUCUCUAAGGUCGCCAGAAUGAUCAGCCAAUCGGAAAAGUUGGUGAUAGGACACAACAUGCUGUUAGAUCUCAUACACACGCUGAAUCACUUCUUCCAACCUCUGCCAACUGACUACGAGUCGUUCAAAGAGUUUGCCCACUGCAUGUUCCCUAGGUUGCUGGACACCAAGUACAUGUCAAGUUUGCCUCCAUUCAAGGACAAAGUGAACUCCAGCGUGCUGCAGCAUUUGCUCGUGACGUUAUCGGAGCCGCCCUUCUCGCUGCCGAAAGCCGAGUCGGUGGAGGGGCGCGGCUACCGGCACGCGGACGACAAGCACCACGAGGCCGGCUACGACGCGUACGUGACGGGCCUCUGCUUCCUCGCGAUGCACCAGCACCUGGCGCGCAUGCGGGGCGACCGCCUCAGCCGGCUGCCGGGCCCCGACUGCGCCGCGCUCAAGCCGUUCCUGAACAAGCUGUUCCUCGCGCGCACCGCGCACCAGGACUCGCCCUACAUGAACCUCAGCGGCGCAGACCCUACGCCAUCGAGGGACCACGUUUUCCACUUGACAUUCCCGAAAGACUGGCAGAGGAGUGACAUCAGUCAGCUUUUCAGCGCCUUCGGCCCGAUAACGGUGCAGUUCCUGGACGACGUGUCCGCCCUGGUGGCGUUGUCCAGGCGCGAGCAGGCGCGCCUCGUGGCGCGGACGUUCGCGAACAACGCCCGAAUAUCGCUCGUGCCGUACGCCAAGUACAAGAUGCUCUGCGCCAAGGCACAGCAAGCGACAACGAAGCGCACCCACGAAUCGCCGAGCGCCGAGCUGACGUCAUCAGUGAACACAUCUGACCUUUCGAGGGUGCGACAAGGAUCAGUGUCAGAGCGGGUGCAAUCGCCAGAGAAGUCUCGUUUACGGUCGAAUAGUGUUUCGUCGGCGCCCCUGCCGCCGCCCAGGAAGAGGCGUCUCCUGUCGUCUUCUGGCAUCUUUCAGAUCGAUGAUUCCGAGUCCUCACCGAAGAAGAGCGAACUCACUCGGUCCGACUCGGACCAGUCGAGGACACGCCCAGAAGCCAUCUCCAAUGGUCGGCGGAAAGCCGAGAUCGAGGGCGAGGAGACACGCGACGCAGCGAAAGAAAAGAAAGAGAUCGACAUAGAGAGAUUCGACAGCGAAGCCAAGUCUAAUUGUGUAUCCGCCUUUAAAGAGAGCAAUGUUUGGGAC
Molecule: messenger RNA, 1959 nt
Organism: Iphiclides podalirius (scarce swallowtail)
Lineage: Eukaryota; Metazoa; Arthropoda; Insecta; Lepidoptera; Papilionidae
Source: the annotation of a GenBank genome assembly